This is a messenger RNA of Dryobates pubescens (Downy woodpecker), 828 nucleotides long. RefSeq names its product N-alpha-acetyltransferase 10, NatA catalytic subunit (gene NAA10). Gene Ontology annotation, biological process: N-terminal peptidyl-glutamic acid acetylation. The record is from RefSeq and is a predicted model, not a curated record. Lineage: Eukaryota; Metazoa; Chordata; Aves; Piciformes; Picidae. Gene Ontology annotation, molecular function: protein-N-terminal-glutamate acetyltransferase activity; protein N-terminal-serine acetyltransferase activity. Bases 70 to 798 code for a protein of 242 amino acids. The transcript is spliced from 8 exons. Gene Ontology annotation, cellular component: NatA complex.
CUUCCGCCGGAAGUGCUUGAGAGGCCGGCGGCGGCGGCGGCGGUGAAGGCAGCCGAGACAGCAGCAGCCAUGAACAUCCGGAACGCGCGGCCUGAGGACCUGAUGAAUAUGCAGCACUGCAACCUGCUCUGCCUGCCGGAGAACUACCAGAUGAAGUAUUACUUCUACCAUGGGCUCUCCUGGCCUCAACUCUCCUACAUCGCAGAGGAUGAGAAUGGGAAGAUCGUUGGCUACGUCCUGGCCAAGAUGGAGGAGGAUCCUGAUGAUGUCCCCCACGGCCACAUCACCUCCCUGGCAGUGAAGAGGUCUCACCGGCGCCUGGGGCUGGCGCAGAAGCUGAUGGACCAAGCGUCCAGGGCCAUGAUCGAGAACUUCAACGCCAGAUAUGUCUCCCUCCACGUCAGGAAAAGCAACCGAGCGGCCUUGCACCUCUACUCCAACACCCUCAACUUCCAAAUCAGUGAGGUGGAGCCCAAGUACUACGCGGAUGGGGAGGACGCCUAUGCCAUGAAGAGAGACCUCACCCAGAUGGCUGAGGAGCUCCGCAAGCAGCUGGAGCAGAAGGACCGCGGCCGCCCCCCGCCCCCCGCCGAGCCCCCCAGGGCUGGGGAGCUGGGGGUCGGGGGAGGGUGUGGUAUUGGGGGGACCCCCUCUCAGCCCUCCCAGAACCCCACCCUGCCCCCCCCGCCCCCCCCCGAGGAUGGGGGAGGGGACAGCAAGGACCUGAGCGAGGUCAGUGAGACCACCGAGAGCACCGACGUCAAGGACAGCUCCGAGGCCUCGGACUCGGCCUCAUAGGGACCCCCCCUCCCGGGACCCUCCCCCAGC